CUUUGCUCAUAAAUUGGCAUCGCCUACUGUCUCUUCAUCUCUCCUUUUCUCUUUCCGUCUGCCAGUCAAGUUUGCCCACUUUUCUCUUUCCAUAUAUAUACAAACAAACACAAAACCCAUAUUUACAUAUAUAUAGUUAGUUUGGUGACAGAGAUUACACUUUAGAGGUGAUAUGUAUCUAUUGAGUGAAACAAUUGUAUCGAAAAAGCGCUGCUAUUGUUGUAAUUAUACGAGAUUUGGGGAUGUUAAAGUGGGAUUAGAGGUAGAGUUAGGUUUGAUUUUGCUUUUUCUGUUUGGAAUUAAUGGAGUCAGGUGUGGAAAAUCUCCAUUUUAGUUGUUAGGGAAUGUGCUUUCCUUCUUCUGCAAUUUAGGGUUGUUUGAUUAGGCAGUGCUGUGGGUGUUAGGUUCUGGGUUAGUGGCUUGAAGAAAUGGCUGAUGUUCAGCAGCAGCUCCAGCAGAAGCCUGAGAGCACGGCUGAUGAUGCUCGUGUUGAAUUCGAGAGGGGGCUUGAGGAAUUGAUGCGUGGACAUUUGGAUGAUUGUAUGUCGUUUACGUCAUGCAGCUCUGUGAGGGAUACGGAGGAUGAGGAUGACGAGAGUGACCAGCUUGUGAGUAGGAGGAGGUCUGCUGCAGCGGGGGGUGAGGUGGGAGAGUCAUCUGCAGCCAGGAGGUGCCAUUCGCGGAUAUUGAGUAGGUGGGCUGCUAGGCAUGCUCAAGAGAUGAUUACCACAAUGGAGAGGAGGAAUCGUGAGUCUGAGUUGAUGGCACUCACCCGUUUACACACGGUUUCUAUGCUUGAUUCUUCAUUCUUGCGGGAAUCACAGUCUCCUACUUCAAGACGACAGGGUGAUGCUGAGAGAAUAAGCAGUCGGGCAUCGACUAUUAUGCGGAUGUGGAGGGAGUUGGAGGACGAACAUAUGUUGAACCGUGCCCGAGAGAGGGUGAGGGAAAGACUAACACAUCAGAGGAGUGUGGAUUCAGAUACAAACAUCUCUAGUAUGAAUAUGUCUGAAAGCAGAGAAAGUGACAAUCAGGGCAGCUUUACAGAUGCUACUGAGUGUGAGAAUGACUAUGGAACUUGGUCUCACGAUCCAAUUGGACAACAGAAUGAAAAUAUAGAGCAUGACAGUUCUAGCCGGGAGGAAUCUCCUGAUCUAGGUGAGGUUGAGCGGGAGAGAGUGAGGCAAAUUGUUCGUGGGUGGAUGGAGAGUGGUAUUGCAGACACUUCAUCUAAUGUUGCCCAGAGGAAUGGUAGCCCAAGAGGGGAAUGGCUUGGGGAAACUGAGCGAGAAAGAGUUAGAAUUGUGAGGGAGUGGGUGCAAAUGACCAGUCAACAAAGGGCAUCUCAUGGGGGCCGCAGGGAGGAACAGACCAAUGGACUCGGUGCUGACACUGAUCGUGAGGGGUCAAUUGCCGACCAUGAGGAAGGUCAGCCAGAGCAUGUUCGCAGGGACAUGCUGAGGUUGCGUGGAAGACAGGCUCUACUCGACUUGCUUGUGAGGAUUGAAGGGGAAAGGCAAAGGGAACUUCAGGGACUUUCGGAGCACCGAGCUGUUUCUGACUUUGCCCACCGCAAUCGCAUUCAAUCACUACUCAGAGGUAGAUUCCUGCGAAAUGAAAUGCCUGUUGAGGAGGAGAGACCGCCUUCAGUGGCAGCAAAUGAACUGGUUCAGCUAAGGCAACGACACACUGUCUCUGGGCUGAGGGAAGGAUUCCGCUCUAGACUAGAAAACAUUGUUCGUGGUCAAGUGAGCAGCAACUCUGAACCUCCAUCCGAUAGUACCAACAAUGAUUCUCAAAAUCACCAGAAUCGUAUAAAUCCUUCACUGCGGGUUCAAAAUGAAAAUCUCGAGCAUCUGCAUCCUAGGGAACAGGAGAGUAACACUCAUCGGUUGCAUGAACGCAGAGAAAGCAUUGAUGUUAGUACAACUAGUAUCGAUCAAAGUCCAAGUCAACAAACAGCUCGUGAUCCGGAUAGGGUAUGGGUAGAACAGGUCACUGAAUCUGAUGGAGGGGACCGGGAAGAUUUGACUUCUGAUGAAUCUGCUAGGUGGACUCACGAGACUGUUGAAAACACAAGCACGAUUUUGAAUGUUAAUUCAGUAACUACUCGGCCCCUUGAGACAGCUGGGGAUGAACAACAGUUGCCGGAAGCCCAAGAGGCUUGGCGUGAGGAUGGUUCACAAGAAGCUGUAGAGUAUUGGACUGAGGAGGGACUUCCUGAUCCUCCUAGAGUGCGGCGCUCAGCCCCAUUUAGGAGAUUUAAUCGAUUCCAUCCCCCUGAGGACGAGAAUGUGUACAGUAUGGAACUCAGGGAACUUCUAAGCAGGAGGAGUGUUUCCAAUCUUCUGCGGAGUGGCUUCCGUGAGAGUUUGGAUCAAUUAAUUCAUUCGUAUGUAGAAAGGCAAAGCCGUGGGCCUAUUGAUUGGGACCUCCACAGAGACCUGCCCAUCCCUGCCUCACCAGAGCGGGAUCAAAACCAGCCGAGCAAUGAGCAGAACGAAGAUCAGCACAAUGGUACCGGUAGGCCUUCCCUUGUACUACCACCUCCUCCUGUGCCUCCACCGCAACCAGUUUGGCAUCAGGAUAUGCACCAUUCUGGUUGGGCCCGUCACAGUGUCCAUCGUUCCGAACUUGAGUGGGAGACAAUAAACGACCUGAGGGCAGACAUGGCUAAACUGCAGCAAGGUAUGAACAACAUGCAGAGAAUGUUGGAAGCGUGCAUGGAUAUGCAACUGGAGUUGCAGCGCUCGGUCAGACAGGAGGUUUCAGCCGCUUUGAACCGGUCAGCCGGUGGACAAGGGGCUACAGAGGCCUCAAUGGAUGGUUCGAAAUGGGGCCAUGUGAGAAAGGGUACUUGCUGUAUCUGUUGUGAUAGCCAGAUUGAUUCCCUGCUCUACAGAUGCGGGCACAUGUGCACUUGUUCAAAAUGCGCGAGUGAGUUAGUUGGAAGCGGAGGGAAGUGUCCAUUGUGCCGAGCACCCAUCGUGGAGGUCAUCAGAGCUUACUCUAUAAUGUAGAGUCGGCAGUUAUCACCUCAGAAACUAUGGUUGUGGGGUAAUUCUCUUUGUUCUUCUGAUUACAUGCCAUAAUGUCCUGCAAUUGUAUAAUUAGAGAACAAAUGGCUCCAUUUGCCUUACUAAUUCAUUAGUAAAUAAAAACAUCGAUUCUUUCGCGUCUUU
Ipomoea nil (Japanese morning glory) is the source of this 3182-nucleotide messenger RNA. RefSeq lists its product as uncharacterized. NCBI's taxonomy places the organism in Eukaryota, Viridiplantae, Streptophyta, Magnoliopsida, Solanales, Convolvulaceae. The transcript has 8 exons. The coding region runs from base 429 to 3020 and encodes 863 amino acids. The record is from RefSeq and is a predicted model, not a curated record.